AUGUCACAGGUGGUAAUGACUCGAGGCCCGCGUGACGGGCAGAAGCUCAGCAAGACCGUCACUGAUGCCAGCAAGAUUGAACAGCUCCUUGCCAGCGCGGAAGCCAUCCAGGCCCCCACCUCUAUUAUGAAGGUCAAAUGGACGCAUGACGUGGACGUGAUGACGGUGCAGCUGUCCAAGCCCGUGGGCGUGUUCACCGAUGGCGUGGUGGAGGUGUGGGGCGAAGGCAGACGACUGCGCGUUCCGGGCCAAACUUCGUAUAGCUUCUACCCCAGCAGCGAGUCUGACCAGACAGCCAAGCUCGCGAGUGACGUGGGUGAGCUCUGGAACUCCGCAUGA
This is a messenger RNA of Acanthamoeba castellanii str. Neff, 339 nucleotides long. RefSeq lists its product as uncharacterized. The record is from RefSeq and is a predicted model, not a curated record. The coding region runs from base 1 to 339 and encodes 112 amino acids. The transcript is spliced from 2 exons. Lineage: Eukaryota; Discosea; Longamoebia; Acanthamoebidae.